This is a messenger RNA of Anarrhichthys ocellatus (wolf-eel), 1005 nucleotides long. RefSeq names its product troponin I, fast skeletal muscle-like. Gene Ontology annotation, cellular component: troponin complex. Gene Ontology annotation, biological process: skeletal muscle contraction; cardiac muscle contraction. Lineage: Eukaryota; Metazoa; Chordata; Actinopteri; Perciformes; Anarhichadidae. The record is from RefSeq and is a predicted model, not a curated record. The transcript has 7 exons. The coding region runs from base 191 to 706 and encodes 171 amino acids.
UCUGCUCGGGAUCCAUUUCCAUAAAGAGGAUCUGAGCGUUUUGCUGAGGCGUCGCAACCCGCCAUAUAAACCCUAUUUCCUUUUUCCCUGUGUGGCUUUGGCAGUGUCUCCUUUUCAUCCACAAGUGUGUCGUGGAUCUCUUCUUCUUCCUCCUGUCGAUAGGUCGUGAACCGUAGAAAGAAACGCCAAGAUGUCUGACAAAAAGAUGAAUUCCAGCCGCAGGCAUCACCUGAAGAGUGUGAUCCUGUCGAUCGCUCAGAAAUGGCUGGAACAGGAGAAAUUGGACGACGCGGCAGCUAAAGAGACCUACAUGAAAGAUAACUGCCCCGCCCCCGUGAUGAGCGGAGACCACAAUGCCCUGAUGGAAUACAUCAAGAAGAUGAACGAGAGGAUCGAGAGGAUCGACGAGGAGAGGUACGACAUCCUGUCCAAAGUUCAGAAGGCCGACAAAGAGAUUGAAGACCUGAACAUCAAAGUGGUGGACCUGAGAGGAGUGAAGAAACCCGCUCUGAGGAAAGUACGCAUGUCCGCCGACACCAUGCUGAAGGCUCUGCUGGGCUCCAAGCACACGGUCAACAUGGACCUGAGGGCCAACCUGAAGCAGGUCAAGAAGGAGGUCAAGGAGGAGCCGCAAGAAGCUGCUGGCGACUGGCGUAAGAACAUCGAGGACAAGGCCGACAGGAAGAAGAUGUUCGAGACUUCCUAAAAGAACGCAUCGCUGCUGUUCGUCUUUCUGUCUUUAUGAACUCCACGUGUCUUAUUUGUGUUGGUUUGAACCAGACGGAGCUGAACUGCAGCAGCUUAGCAAGUCUGAGAGGAGUCGCUCUGCGUUUGAGGAUUUUGUUUUUAAUUUGUUUGUUUGUCUGGAUGGAAGUUUUUUUGGGGGGAAGGAGGUUCACACACCAACACACAACGGCAAGUCUUAAACUCCACACAUUCAGGGAAACAUUCAGAACAACAUGAACCAUGUUCAAGAGAAACAAUAAAGUCAAAUGUGGAAGAAAA